This is a messenger RNA of Balaenoptera acutorostrata (minke whale), 1416 nucleotides long. RefSeq names its product carcinoembryonic antigen-related cell adhesion molecule 5-like. Gene Ontology annotation, cellular component: cell surface. Gene Ontology annotation, biological process: heterophilic cell-cell adhesion. NCBI's taxonomy places the organism in Eukaryota, Metazoa, Chordata, Mammalia, Artiodactyla, Balaenopteridae. The record is from RefSeq and is a predicted model, not a curated record.
AUGGGCAGUGGUUUUGCUGGGGUUCAAGUCUCCUUCUCUCUCCAUCCCCCCUUCACAGAGAAGCUGGCCCCACCCACCAUCACAGCCUCCACCUUGGCGCCCCUGGAGCUGCGGGACUCUGUGACCCUGAGCUGCCAGUCCCCAAGCAAUGACGCCACCUUCCAGUGGUACACUGGCAAGGAGCCUGUGGUGGGCAGCGGGCAGCUGGAGCUGUCCCUGGACCAGCAGAGACUGACUAUCCACCAGGUGACCCGGAAUGAUUCAGGACCUUACCACUACGAGGUCAAGAACCCUGCCAUCACCAGGCUCAGUGAGCCCCUGCUCCUCUGUGUCACCUAUGGUCCAAACAUGCCCCCAGUAACCGCCACUGACCUCAGCUUCAUAGUUGGGUUCGACCUCACCCUCUCCUGCUCCACCAUGUGCAACCCUCCAGCCCAGUACUCGUGGACGAUCAGUGGGAACCCAGGGCCCUCUGGCCAGCAGCUCUUCCCGUCCACCUGGGCACUUGGAGUCUACACCUGCGAGGCCACCAACCCUGCCUCAGGCAGCCGCAGUGCCACAGACACCCUGAUUAUCAUCCCUGAGACACUUCCCCAGCCCAGUGUCACAGCCAGUAACUUAGCCCCAGCGACGCAUGUGGAAUCCAGCAGCCUGCACUGCUUCCCCCCAGGGAGCACCGUGGCCCUCCAGUGCUAAGUCAGCGGCCAGAAUCUCUUCCCUGGAGGCUGCAGGAAGCUGUCCUCAGACCAUAGGACACCGACUCUGCAGAACAUCACGAGGAACAGCAUGGGGCUCUGCCAGUGUGAGAGCUGGAACUGAGCCACCAGCAAUAUCAGCAACCCCAUUCUCGUCAGAGUCAUUUAUGGCCUAGACCCUCCCAUGGUCAACCCUCCAGACCCAGAGGACAGGGCUGCAGCCCUCACCCUGUCCUGCUUUGCUGACUCAAAGCCCCCUGCCCAGUACCAUUGGGAGGUCGAUGGGAAGUCAGGCCCUGCCACUCAGCACCUGGUCAUCCCUGAGGUCUCCCUGGGCCAGGAGGGCAGGUAUACCUGUGAAGUCUCCAAAAGCAUCACUUACCUUUGCAGCUCAGCCAGUGGAAAGAUCUGGAUCUCAGAGGCUCCAGAGAAUGACCUGCAGCCGGCCUUGCUCAGGACCGCCAUUCCUGGUGGGGGCAUCGCGGGGAUCACAUUGGGUGUCCUGAUCAGCAUGGCACUCACAGGGACGGCCGGCUACUUCGUCGGGGUCUUGAGGUCCCAGGUAUCAGCUCUGGGCUCUUCAGUGGUCACAGAGCUGGGACUGAGUGUCUGGGGAGUUCAGAGGGGGCUGCAGUUCUGGGAGCUGUGUUGUUCUGGAUACUGUAUCGAGACUCAGACCACCCGAUUUAGUCCUGCAUCCAUGCGCACCCCAGCACUCUGA